GCUGUUGAGUUUUGAGUUGAUCGUCCGACGAGUUCAUUUGUUGAAUUGUGUCUUUACGAGAGAAUUUUUCCUCCUACGGGUUGAAUUGUUAUCGAAACUGAUAACGAUAUGUUGUGUCGUUUCUGUGAUUAAUAUCCAAGGCAGUUUUGAACCAUAUUUUGUUGAUAAGUCUAGAGUUAAACGUUUAAAACGCUACUAUGUCCUCAGCUUGCUUCAGAUAGCAUACAACGUGGUCUUCAAACCUUUUAUUGAAGCUUCCUCCGCUAGAUAGGGCUCCAAAAAUACGAUGUGUGUUAUGUAACGGGUUGUUUGUUGUGUUAUUUUUGUGGGUGCGAUUUUUGAGCGUGUGAAAAUGAGGGUUGUGGCGCUAAUUAGUGGCGGCAAAGACAGCUGCUACAAUAUGAUGCAGUGUGUCGGCGCCGGGCACGACAUCGUGGCGCUGGCUAAUCUCAGACCGCAGCACAGAGAUGAGCUGGACAGCUACAUGUACCAGACGGUGGGCCACAUGGGCAUUGACCUGUAUGCGGAGGCGAUGGGCCUGCCACUGUUCCGUGAGGUCAUCAGCGGCACCGCACUGGACCAGGGCCGCAACUACAAGCCCACUACCAAUGAUGAGGUUGAAGACCUGUACCGGUUGCUCGCCAAAGUUAAGGAUGAAGUAGGAGUGGAAGCAGUGGCUGUUGGCGCCAUCUUGUCCGAUUACCAAAGAAUACGAGUCGAGAAUGUGUGUGGAAGGUUAGGUCUAGUCUCGCUGGCAUAUCUGUGGAGGAGAAACCAAAAGGAAUUGUUGCAAGAGAUGAUAUCAAGCGGUGUUGAUGCCAUUAUUAUAAAGGUGGCAGCCCUAGGCCUCGAACCGCGCGCGCACCUCGGCAUGACCCUGCGCGAGGUGCAGCCCCACCUGCUGCUGAUGCAGGAGAAGUACGGGCUGAACGUGUGUGGUGAAGGAGGGGAAUAUGAGACCUUCACGCUCGACUGUCCUCUGUUCCGGAAGCGGCUCGUUGUUGACCAAACGGAACUAGUGAUGACAACCGACGACCCGGUCUCCCCAGUCGGCUACCUCAACCUGUCCAAGCUGCACCUCGAAGACAAAGACAACAACGACAUCACCCUCCCGCCAACCGUCAAAAACGCACUAGACUUCGUCAGCGACCUGAGCGACACAGUCUUCAGCGAUCUAAGCGACCUCGAGCACAGCGAAUCGGAAUUGGAAUCCAUAGAGAAGCUAGAGAAGGAGGAAAAGAAGAAAAAACAGCAAGAGAAAGAGUUGAACCCUCUGCUUACUUAUUCCGGGGAUAAGGAGGUCAACGAUGUGGCGGAAGUCGAAGAGGAACCGAUACAAGAGGGGUACUACUACGACCAAGCGCAUUUGGAGAGCGACCGCCAUACGGUAGUAGACCACCGGAGUAUAUUCGGCAACCGACACGGCUGGUACUUUAUAGGCGGGAUAGUGGGGGAGGGAAGCGACACCGGCCCCGCCACAGAGGACGCUAUGCAAAAACUUAUUAAUUUACUCUCUUCGGAAAAUUUGAGACUGCAGGACGUGUGUUCCGUAAACAUUUACAUGCGGGACAUGGCUGACUACAAUGAUUUAAAUAAGGUUUAUUUGGACAACUUUAGUUUCGAGAAUCCCCCGACCAGGGUGUGUGUUGCAGUUCCGUUGCCAAAAGAUGUCGGUCUCAUUUUGGAUGCCGUUGCUCACAAGCCAAGUACUAGUCAAGAAAUUGAGCAUAAUAGUAAUAAGGAAAGAGUUACAAUGCAUGUUCAAGGCAUCUCCCACUGGGCGCCAGCCAAUAUUGGCCCUUACAGCCAAGCCGUGAAGGUGGGCGAGCUAAUAAGCACAUGCGGGCAGAUAGCGCUAGUCCCGGGCAGCAUGCGCCUGGUGGAGGGCGGCGCGCGGCGCCAGUGUGCCCUGGCCCUUAGACACCUCACCAGGGUCAUCCGAGCCGUCAACCCGAGGGCGCACAUACGGAGCGUGGUUCAGAGCGUCUGCUACACAACGCACGGCAGCAUGAUCAACGAGGCUCGCCGGCAGCUGGAGCGGCGCACCGCCGGCGCCAUCGCGCAGUACGCGAGCGUGUCCGCGCUGCCCCGCGCCGCCGCCGUCGAGUGGCGCGCGUUGGCGCACACGCACAACAACCGCUUCGACUAUGAAGAGACGGGGUGCAACGUGGGUGAAUACAAGGUGGCCAUCACGAGGAGGUGGAACUACGAGAACACCGUCGCCGCCUUCGUGUGUAAUGUAGCCACAGGCUCAUCCCCCUCCUCCUGCCAGCUCUCAUUCCCCUCCGAAGAGGCGUGCCAGUCGCACCGCGCGCUCGCCUCGCAGAUGACUACUGAAGAGAUCACCGAGGUGCUGGAGUACGCGCUCAGCAAACUGCUGAAUGAGUGUCAGGAGACGGAGCCUCGGCCCGCGGUUAAUAUGAGGAUAUUCUAUCAGGUUUGGUCAGCCCCGCCCCUACCCCGCAUCCUGGCGGCGCUGGCGGCGGCGCGCGCGCGCGUGUGUCCCGCGGCCGCGUGCUCGUGCGUGCCCGUGCUGGCCCUGCACAACGCCGCCACCUUCCUCUCCGUGUCGUCUCUGCGCACCGACGAGUGACACACGUACCCUUCCUAUGACUCAAAGGUGAAUUCAGAUGCUUUAUUGCCUGUUUAUAAAAUAAUAUAUUUGCUGAAUAUUUUCAGUGUUUAUAAAAUUUUGUUAAAUUAUGCUACCAAGUUUACCAUAUAUGUACUGUAAGUCAAAUUAUAUAAAUUAUUUUUUAUUGCA
Messenger RNA from Plutella xylostella (diamondback moth), 2764 nucleotides. RefSeq lists its product as uncharacterized. Lineage: Eukaryota; Metazoa; Arthropoda; Insecta; Lepidoptera; Plutellidae. Gene Ontology annotation, biological process: protein histidyl modification to diphthamide. The record is from RefSeq and is a predicted model, not a curated record. Gene Ontology annotation, molecular function: diphthine-ammonia ligase activity.